Oxyura jamaicensis (ruddy duck) is the source of this 2239-nucleotide messenger RNA. RefSeq names its product glucagon (gene GCG). Gene Ontology annotation, cellular component: extracellular region. NCBI's taxonomy places the organism in Eukaryota, Metazoa, Chordata, Aves, Anseriformes, Anatidae. The coding region runs from base 1151 to 1771 and encodes 206 amino acids. Gene Ontology annotation, biological process: positive regulation of insulin secretion involved in cellular response to glucose stimulus; adenylate cyclase-modulating G protein-coupled receptor signaling pathway; negative regulation of apoptotic process. The record is from RefSeq and is a predicted model, not a curated record. The transcript is spliced from 9 exons. Gene Ontology annotation, molecular function: glucagon receptor binding; hormone activity.
GAUAUUCAGAAUAUGUUAGCCAGUGCAUUGGUCUAACAAAUGCAUUGGUCCUAUUUUUAUGAAAAAAUAACAUGCCAGCUGGAAUUGCUGCUGCUAUGGUAUUAGGUUCAGUGUGCAUCUGAUAAGAAUUCUUCUUAUUUUACCUCAUCUGUAAUUUCCCACCCAAUUUCUGGUCCAGUAAGUGCUGUCCCUAAUAGCAGGCAUUACCUUGUGCUAAAAUGAUGGUGUAGGAAACUUUGAUCACCUCCAAAUUCAGUGAACUCAAGAUACCAAUUUUUUAAUGUCUCCAAGUGACACCUGAAAAACAUUACAAUGCAACUUUCCCGAAGGUAGUUCACUUUUAGGUUCUGUCUCUUAGUCGAAUUCAUUUGAAAGUACUGUCUCAUAUGUGAACUAAAAUACAGAAGGGAGUGAGCCCUUGAUUUUUGCCUGGAGGAGCAUACUAUUGUAUUUUAUGAUGUGAAAGGAAAAAACUUAGUUCAGGAUGUGUACAUAUGCAUGUUUCACAGAGUCAUUACAAUUUUCUAUCUUCUUGUUUGCUGUGCUCUUGAAAUAUGUAUUUCUCUAGAUUCAGUUAUGGCAACUGACAGGUGCGUAGUUCUUGAUGGCAGUUCGCUUCUUUCCUGUACUUUUUAUUGUACAUGUAUCACUUGAAAAACAAGUAAUCAGGCAGUCAUCUUCUAGAUGCUAGAUGACCUGCUAGAUGCUAUAACCUGUGUAAAAACCUGCCCAAUGGGCUGCACUGAGCUGCUCUGUCUCAUGUUUUCUUCCUGAAAUCAUCCUACUGUAAACAAGGAACUUUAACUGACACAAGAAAAUAUACAGAGAUAAACAAAAGAAAAGAAGCACCUGUUUCCUGGAGGGGAAGGAUUGGAGACACAUGAGCAAAAGGCUUAUCUUGUGUAAAUCUGUAGGCCACAGUGUGAAACUCAAUUUAUAAUGAAAGUUUGGCAUACAGUUCUCCAUUGAAUAAGGAAACUGUCAGCAAUGAUGCACUCUGGUAAUGCUUACUAGAGCUGAACAGUAUAUAUAUAAGUCCGUGCAAAAGAGGCAGCUAGGCAGAUCUCAGGAUCCUCAAGGCUUUCCAUAGUUCCAGAAGAGAGAGUAGCCACUCCAACUGCUACAUAUCACUUCAAAGAAUAAAAAGGCAAUGAAAAUGAAAAGUGUUUAUUUUGUUGCUGGGCUCCUUUUAAUGAUAGUUCAAGGCAGCUGGCAAAAUCCUCUUCAGGAUACAGAGGAGAAAUCAAGAUCAUUCAAAGCUUCCCAGUCUGAACCAUUAGAUGAAUCUAGACAACUGAAUGAAGUGAAACGUCAUUCACAAGGUACAUUCACCAGUGAUUACAGCAAGUACUUGGACACCAGACGAGCUCAGGAUUUUGUGCAGUGGUUAAUGAGCACUAAAAGAAAUGGCCAACAAGGACAGGAGGACAAAGAGAAUGAAAAAUUCCCGGACCAGUUCUCAAGCAAUGCGAUCUCCAAGCGUCAUGCUGAAUUUGAGAGACAUGCUGAGGGCACCUACACCAGUGAUAUCACCUCUUAUUUGGAAGGUCAAGCUGCCAAAGAAUUCAUUGCUUGGUUAGUGAAUGGACGAGGAAGAAGAGAUUUCCCAGAAAAAACUCUUGUAGCUGAAGAAAUGGGCCGAAGAUACGCAGAUGGCACUUUCACAAGUGAUAUCAACAAAAUCCUGGAUGACAUGGCUGCCAAAGAGUUCCUAAAAUGGCUGAUUAACACAAAAGUUACCCAAAGGGAUCUUUUGGAAGAAUACCAGUAAAAAUGCAGAAUAAAAAUGGGAUAAAUGAAGAUCUUCACUGCAUCAACUGCCAGUUAUUAAGAGAUUCUGAAAUCUGUAUUGUCAUUUACAUUGGGUGUAACAAAGCUAUGUCACCUUGCAUGCCCGGAAUUAAUUGUAGUGUUGUUUAGUGUUGCCAAAAGACUACAUAUAUGGAAUACCUGUUGUCUAAGGGAUGGCUAUCUUAAUAGCUUUAAGAAUAUGAAAGUUCCACAUUUUCAUAUUUUCCAUUUAUUACGACUGAAAUAACUCCAUUUAUAUUUACAUAUGAAAUUAUUUUUCUAAAAAGCUGACAUACAAUGAUUCAAUCAUCAAUUAUAUGUGAUAUUUUUAAGGGUCUGGCAGUUGCAAAUGUCUGAGAAGUGAAUAUCCCUGUUGAAACCUUUGUUAUAAAAAGGCUAAGCUUUAAGGAUAUUAAAUGAUAGCCUUAAAUAAAUUUUUUCAAGCUUC